Megalopta genalis is the source of this 2698-nucleotide messenger RNA. The record is from RefSeq and is a predicted model, not a curated record. Lineage: Eukaryota; Metazoa; Arthropoda; Insecta; Hymenoptera; Halictidae.
UUCUUUUAUUUCAUAAAUAAUUGAUAUGUGUUUUAAGUCUCAAUUGCAAUAAAUACAAAUGAAUACUUUAACAUUCCAGAAUAACUGUGAAAAAAUAACCUAUUCAAGUUUCAAAACUAUUUUUUUGCCUCCCUUUAUAGAAGCCUGCGAAUUUUUUGCGUUGUUUUCUGAAUUUUUUAAUCUCUAUUAGCAGUACAUGAUAAUGUAACGAGCUCUGAUUUUGAACUUUAUCUAUUCCAUAUUUGCACAUCUUAUCUGCGCCCAGCUCUUAUCAAGAUCUUAUCGAAAUCACUUUUACAGCAGAUUCAUUGCAUUUUGAUAACUGAAUUGGUGGAAUAAAUAUCUCUCCGUAAAAUGGCAUCGCCUCAGGUAGAAAAGAUUGUCAAUUUGUAUAGGACAUUAGCACGAAAUCCAUCCUUAAAUGGUGCAAAGAUUCUUCAAGUUAAGGAGAAUGAAAUAUCAAUUUUGGGUGGAUGGUCACAAAGGAACUUGGAAAGAAGGAUGAAUCAAAAGUUCUGUCAAAACUAUAUUUUGGAUUCAAAAUUACAACUUCUAUCUGAAAGUUUUCCUAUUGAUAUUACAACAGAACUUUUAUCUGCAUCUACUGAGGAUGAACAGCGAAGAGCAGUAUUAAGACAAGCUACAGUUGAUAAUACUACAAAACAAUUCAUUGAAAUCUGGGAUAAGCACAAGCUUGUAAAGAAUUAUGACUUAGCUGUCUUAGAUGUUCAUGGAGAUGUGUACACAGACUCUGAAUUUUCUUCAUUCGAGUGGUCACCAAAUCAAACAAAAAUUCUGUAUAUUGCAGAAAAGAAACUUCCAAAAUCGAAACCAUUUUAUAAACAAAAAUCUCUUAAUUCGGAAGAUAAGGAUAAGAAAGAGGAGAACGAAGCAUCUGCGGGUAAUGAAUAUCUUUACAAAGCUCAUUGGGGAGAACAAUUAGUUGGUAAACAUAAACCAGUGGUUGCAGUUCUCGAUACCACAACAGACACAAUAUCAACCCUCUCAAAUAUACCUGAUGAACUAUCACCAGGUCAAGUAUUAUGGAUGAAUGAUAAUCAGGGAAUAAUUGGUGUAGCAUGGAAACAUGAACCAAGGCAUUUAGGUCUUAUUGCAUGUACCAAUAGACUGUCUUGGAUAUUUUUGUGGAAGAAUGGAGAAUUCAAAAAACUCUCUAGUGAUGGAUGUGCUGUUCGUUGUCCCCGGCUCAGCCCUAAUGGGAAAAACUUAAUUUGGUUGGAAAGAGAAGCUGGUGGUGCACACAACAAUGCUCACAGGCUAAUGCAUUUAGAUAUUGAGUCCAAAAAACAAAUGGUCAAUAUACUCAUAGAUAUCGUACCUACUAGUAUAGCUAUUAAAAAUUCUAAGCAAUUCUAUGGUUUAUAUGGUCGGUUAUCACGUCGAUGUUGGAGCGACGACUCAGAAUAUAUAUUUUUAAGUACACCUCAACAAAAUAAUAUACGCUCAUAUAUCGUUGAUAUAAAAGCAAAGGCUGUAAUCGAGAUUCUGAAUGAUAAAAGCAGCCUAACUAUUUUGGAUGUGAAGAACGACGUUAUCGCAUUCUUGCAAACAUCUCUCUUAGAUCCUACUGUCCUUGUAGUUGGAAAAUUUGACAUAAAGGCAAUUGAUGAUGGUGGCAUACCAAGAAGUAAAAUCACCACUUCUACAACGAUUCCUGGUUCCGAGAACUUAAUGUACGACCUCUGCGAUUAUGAUUACGAUAAUAGCGACGACAUUAAACACUUCAAUUACAUUUACUUUGGACCAAAGGGUGGGGAUGACAAAUCUGUGCCAUUAAUCAUUACACCACAUGGUGGACCUCAUAUGAAUUAUGCAAACCAGUUCGUACUGGAUUAUUAUUUGUUUGUGUUGUCAGGUUUUGCCGUUGUGCAAGUUAACUAUCGUGGCUCAGCUGGAAUGGGUUCUAAGAAUGUUGAGUACCUUCAAGGAAAUGUUGGAAACGUUGAUGUACAAGAUUGCGUAACUGCUACAAAAGAAGCUUUGAAAAGAUAUCCAUGGUUGAAUCCGGAUCAAAUAGGAAUCACCGGUGGAUCACACGGUGGAUUUUUAGUGACUCAUUUGAGCGGACAACAUCCAGACCUCUACAAAGUUGUCGUCGCGAGGAACCCAGUAAUCGACAUCGCCGCCAUGUUUACGAUAUCAGACAUCCCAGACUGUCGCAAUGCUUUGACUAAGGAAGAGAAAAUUAAGUACCAUCACGAUGUGUGUUCCGCUGAGGCGAAUUAUCAUUUCGACGAAAGCAAGCUGUUACCGGAGGAAGCACAAGUUGAAAUGGUUGUGAAAAUGUUCAAGUGUUCUCCGAUCAUUCAUGUUGGCAAGGUCAAGGCGCCAACUUUAUUAUGCAUAGGCUCAAACGAUUUGCGAGUGCCACCAUCUCAAGGAAAGCUGUGGUAUCAGCGACUCAAAGCAAAUAACGUUAAGACAAAACUGCUCCUUUACGAGGACAAUCAUCCUCUAGCUACAGGACCAGUGGAAAUUGAUAAUAUUAUUAACACAUGUUUAUGGUUACACGAACAUAUCAGUCCAGAAAAAUCCGAGGGUGUAAACUCGCAAGAAUAGAAACUGGAUGAAUAUUAAUCAUUUUUUAAGAUUUUUAUUACAAAUUUAAUAUUUACACAAAUUUGCCGUGUAUACGUGUAUAAAGAGAUUCCUAACAAAUAAAUUUUUUAGAUAUUCA